Molecule: messenger RNA, 2253 nt
Organism: Dreissena polymorpha
Lineage: Eukaryota; Metazoa; Mollusca; Bivalvia; Myida; Dreissenidae
Product: prestalk protein-like
Exons: 4
Coding region: 1-2253 (750 amino acids)
Source: RefSeq, a predicted model, not a curated record
AUGGGAAAGCAGAACAGAAAAGAACACAACAGAAAGGGCUGCACAAAUGACAAGGGCUGCAUUGAUGACAAGGGCUGCACUGUUGAUGACAAGGGAAGCACAGAUGACAAGGGCUGUAUUGAUGGCACGUGCGCCGCAGAAGACAAAGGCUGCAAUGAUGAUGCCACAAGCCGCAAAGAUGACAAGGGCUGCAGAGAUGACAAGGCCUGCAUUGAUGACAAGGACUGCAAUGAUUAUAAUAAGGGCUUCACAGAUGACAAGGGCUACAUUAAUAACAAGAGCUGCAUCGAUGACAAGGGCAGCCCUGUUGAAAAGGCCCGCACUUAUGACAAAGAGUGCACUGAUGACACGGGCUGCAACGACGAUAACAAGGGCUGCACUGCUGAUGACAGGGGCAGCACAGAUGACAAGGGCUGCAUUGAUGGAAAGGGCUCCAGAGAUGACAAUGGCUGCAUUGAUAAUGCCAAAGGCCACCUAGAUGACAAGCGCUGCGCAGAUGACACGGGCUUCACAGAUGACAAGGGCUACGCAGAUGAAAAGGGCUUCAAUUAUGAAAAGGGCUGCAAUGAUAAUGAUAAGUGCUGCACCGAUGAUGACACGGGCUGCAAUUAUGAUGAUAAGAGCUGCACAGAUGACCAGAGCUGCACUGAUGAAAAGGGCUGCACAGAUGACGCAGGCUGCGCAUAUGAAAAAGGCAGCGCAGAUGACGAAGGCUGCGCAGAUGACAAUGAAUAUACAAAUGGAACGAGCUGCACAGAUGACACGAGCUUCGCAGAUGUCAAAGGCUGCGCAGAUGAAAAAGGCAGCGCAGAUGUCAAAGGCUGCGCCGCAUAUGACAAGGGAUGCACAUAUGAUACGGGCUGCACAGAUAACAAAGGCUGCGCAGAUGACAAGAGUCUCACAUAUGACAAGGGAUGCACUGAUGACAAGGGCUGCACAGUUGAUACGGGCUGCGCAGAUGACAAAGGCUUUGCCGAUGACAAAGGCUCCGAAGAUGACAAAGGCAGCGCAUAUGACAAAGGCUGUGCAGAUGACGAGGGUCUCACAGAUGACAAGGAUGACAAGGGCUGCGCAGAUGACAAAGGCUGCGCAGAUGACAAAGGCUUCUCAGAUAACAAGGGAUGCACUAAUGAAACGGGCUGCGCAGAUGACAACGAUGACAACGGCUGCACAGAUGACAAAGGCUUCGCAGACGACAAGGUAUGCACAGAUGACAAAGUAUGCACAGAUGACAAAGGCUGCGCAGAUGACAAUGGAUGCAUAGAUGAUAAAGGCUGCGCAAAUAACAAAGGCUGUGCUGACGACAAGGGAUGCGCAGAUGACAAAGGCUGCACAUAUAACAAAAGCUGCGCAGAUGACAAGGUAUGCCCAGAUGACACGAGCUGCGCAGAUGACAAAGGCUACGCAGAUGACAAAGGCUGCACCGAUGACACGGGUUGCGCAUAUGACACGGGCUGCGCAGAUGACAAAGGCUGCGCAGAUGACAAAGGCUGUGCAAAUGACAAGGUACGCACAGAUUACAAGGUCUGCGCAGAUGACAAAGGCUGCGCAGAUGGCAAGAAUCUUACAGCUUACAAGGAAUGCGCAGAUGACAAAUGCUGCGCAGAUGACAAGGGGUGCACAGAUGACACGGGCGGCGCAGAUGAAAAAGGCUGCGCAGAUGACAAAGAUGACGAAGGCUGCGCAAAUGACAAAGGCUGCGCAGAUGAUAUGGUAUGCGCAGAUGACACGGGCUGCGCAGAUGGCAAAGGCUACGCAGAUGACAAAGGCUGCACCGAUGACACGGGUUGCGCAUAUGACAAGGGCUGCGCAGAUGACAAAGGCUGCGUAGAUUACAAAGGCUGCACAGAUGAAACGGGAUGCGCAGAUGACAAAGGCUACGCAGAUGAUGACAAAUGCUGCACAGAUGACAAAGACUGCGUAGAUAAGAAAGACGGUGCAGAUGACAAAGGGUGCGCAGAUGACAAUGGCUAUACAGAUGCCAAGGGCCUAACGUAUGACAAGGUAUGUGCAGAUGGCAAGGGCUGCAAUGGUACUGACAAUGGCAUCGUUGAUGACAUGGGAUGCAAUGAUGAUGACAACGGGCUUCAGGAUUGCAUGAUACUAGUUGAUGACAAGAACCUGCAGCCAUUAAAGGAAGACGCCAAUAGUGGCUUUACUAAGAAGAAUGCGUCGGGCACAGGACGGCAACUCCUAAAAAGAAUCCGUGCAGUAUUAAAACGAUUAUGUUGCAUUCAGGAGAUAAAAGACUAA